Messenger RNA from Myxocyprinus asiaticus (Chinese sucker), 1793 nucleotides. RefSeq names its product small nuclear RNA activating complex, polypeptide 2 (gene snapc2). Bases 131 to 1528 code for a protein of 465 amino acids. Gene Ontology annotation, cellular component: nuclear body. Gene Ontology annotation, biological process: snRNA transcription. The transcript has 5 exons. Gene Ontology annotation, molecular function: RNA polymerase II general transcription initiation factor activity. NCBI's taxonomy places the organism in Eukaryota, Metazoa, Chordata, Actinopteri, Cypriniformes, Catostomidae. The record is from RefSeq and is a predicted model, not a curated record.
GGUUUGCAAACCGCCAUAAAACGGAAAAGGUGAAGAAGAAUAUGUGCAAGUGAGGUCGCUGAACAUGUGGACAUGUUACAAAGCUCGUAAUUUUAAGGUACAUGGGGAAUUACUUAUCUAACCAGCAACAAUGAAGCCUCCAUCUCGUCGCCGAAUUGAACCAUCACGCUUUCGACUAAAGGCUACUGAACCAAAACAGACUGUGAGCGUCAGAUCUUUCUGCAAAGGAUGGAAUCGCAAAGAUCAACAGAACUUUUUGCAAGGUUUGAAGCAGCAGCAGAAUUUUGAAUCCGAACUAGAUUUGACUGAGCUUCAAAAAAGAGUGCCCCAACAUUCUCUCCAAGAGAUUGAGCACUUGAUAAAAUCAUUGAAGUCCCGUGUGGUGCAGAGGGUGUUUCUACAGGUCCAGAAUCAGAGGAGAGAGGAGCGCAGGGCUAAAGUUCCAAUUGAAUCCUGGGCAGAGCUGGUACAGAACAUCUCAGGGUCCCAUGAAAAGACAAUUUUGUCUGCCUUUUCCCAGAUGCUAGAGAUUGCUGCCACAGAGCCCUGCAGCCUGUUGCACUCGGAUCCUCCACACUCUAUCACUAUCCAAACGCCUGCUUACUCCAGUGUUCACCCUAUUCUCAUCAGGCCAAAGCCUAAUGCACAACCUUGGUCUUCCCUCCUGUCUACCGGUCCUGAAGUCACAGUCUUGCCUAGUCAGACCCCUAAAACUUCCUCACAGCCUUCCGGUUCAGGCAUAAGCCCAAAUAUCAGUUCUUCAACUACCAUAGUAGACUAUUCUGACACUAGUUUCAAUGCUGUUGAUCAUACUAUCAAAUUCCAGCUUGAUAAUGCAUCAAGCAGUUCACUUUUAGAGACUAACGCAUCUAAAACACCCAUACCAAAAUCCUCACAUUUGACAAAAAGCCCAAGUCAGCUGGAGUCUGAGCAAAAGCUAACAGAAUCCAGUCUGGUUUCCACUGGUCCAGUAUCACCAUCAGCUUCCUUACCAUCAAAAAAGCACAGUCCAGCUCAGUUGGAACUGUCAGAUCAAGAUUGUCUACACAGACCGAGAGUGCUGAAGUGUAUUGUCAAUUUUGACAAGAUUUAUCGAUUUAUAAGUGACAUUGACUAUAAAACAUGCAAUUCAGCCCUUACUUCAAUGGAGAGUGCCGUGCUUUUGGAUAUGCUGAUGUGUUUGCCUGAGGAGCUCCCCUUAUUGGACUGCAAGGAACUUCAACAUCACCUGCUUCAGUUACACACACAACUCUCCAAACCUGCGAUAAUGCCAUCCUCCUCUUCCAGCACUAACAAGACAUGCUUCUCUCAUGCUAAUAUAGUAGAUUCUACUGCAUUAACAAAGCAACAUAGGACAGCUUCUGGAUCCUGUUGUCCCUCUGAAGAUCUUUCCAGUCAGUCAUCUUUCACAGAAAAAGCAAUAGACAAAGACUGGGCUACUGCUGGCAUCUGUCCUCUAAAUCCUUUGUUGGUUCCAGUCACCUUGCUGAAAAGACAGUCCCUGGAUUCUAAGAAAUUAUGUGCUUAGCCAGGCUCAUUCAGUUUUGUACCAUUGAGCCUAAUCAAUUCUCUUCGUGCCUUGUAUGUUUUGCUUUGCUGUUCACUACAUGGGCAACUGUUCUUUUUGUGUUGUUCUGAAUGUGUGUGCAUAAAAGAUGCAGGUUUCACUGUACUUGAAAUGACAUUCAAGAACUUUUCCAUUAAAAUCACUUUAUUAUUACAAAUUACAGUGCGUUACAAUAAAAUAGUAAAGACAGUGAAGUUCAACAUUAAAUAACUUUAAAAAAAAAAAA